AUGAGUGAAGAUGUUUACAGAAGUUAAGGGAGGUAAAGGCUCCCGUCAUUUUACGAAGAUAGCUAAACAGUUAAUUCUCCAUCAUCAAUAAAGAAGGUUUUGAGCUUGGGAAAGCACAGUUAAAAAAGUAUUUAAGUAAAAAAUAUUUCUUCAGAAAUGAUGAAAAUAAUCAGAAGGUAUCUGCAUGUAGCCUCAUCAGAAUGGGAAACAUAAAUAGGUUAAAAUAAUACUUUGAUUUUGAAGAGAAGACAUAACCAAAAAUAUUCUUCUUCACUAUCCGACUAAAAAUAAUAGCUCAAUUAAAACAGCUAGUAGCAUGUGAAAUCUCUUUCAAACCAAUAAAAAUUGUUAGGAAAUUAAAAAACAGAGUCUCCAUCCAAUAACUACGAGCAACUUAGAGAUCCUAGAUUUUGGAUACAAAGAAGCCUUUCUGAAUAAAUUGGAAAUGUAAAAGGUUUGAACUCUGAGUUAGUAGAUUAUAAAUUUAAAGUAACUCAUAAAAAUUAAAAAGAUGAGGAUAUCAGAUUGGCUUCCGAAAGGAACAAUUAGCCAGUAGGACUAGAGUUAAGAAAGAUUGUUCCAAGCAGACAGAAUAGCGAAUUACCCUUUUGCCCCUCACCAUCUCAAACAAUAUAUAAAUAAAAUAGCAAUAAGCUUUUAGAUAUAAAAGUUUUAAAGGAUCAAUGGAAUAUUUCACGACCCAAUUAUUCUUUAGAAAACUCUAAAGAUGAAGAAUUAGUUGAUCUUCACAAAUAACACAUUGUUUAAGAUUUCUUUACUUAAUUUAAAAACGUACACUAAAAUUCAUACUAAAAAAACCUCAAAACAGCUGAAAGCCUUCUAAGCCCAAAGAGAAAGAUUCUCCCAAAAGUACUCAACUCUUCAAAAAGAUAAAAUAUUAAUGCUAACUAUGGUGCUUAAGAGAAGUUAUACAGUGAAGAAGACACACACAAUUUUAUAUUUCCAUAGAAUAGCAAUGGAGGAAAUUCUAUUGAGUAAUUGAGGCAAAAUAUUUAAUCUCCUAGCUAAAAUUCAAAAAUCUUGAAAUUAUUAAGCAUUCAAAAAUUGAACCAUUAAAGCUCACAUAAAUAAAGUAGAUUGUCUUUAUUAUCUUAAACUCCUUAGUAGAUGUACUAUAAUUUGAGCUCUGCUUCUUAAGAUUAAAAAUAAAAUAGAUACACAACAAAAGCAAUAAGCGCCUAUUAAGCCAUUUAGAAACUUUACAAUAACUAAGAUAAAAUGAAUAGAUUUAUGCUAGAGACAAUUUAAUUGACUCCUAUUUCUAAAUGUAUUACAAAAGGUGCAACUGGGAAUUCAAAAGUAUUAAGAAUCAUUUCAGAAGGUAAUAUUGCUAACAAUUCUAGUGUCUAAGAAUAAAUUUUAGGAUACAAAUUACACUAACCUUUUGAAGAGUAAGAUAAUGAAAGCGAAGUAUACUUGAAUGAUCUUUACAAGCAAGAGGAUAACGGAAACAAUAUUGGAGGUGAUAAGAUGAAUAUAGAAAAUGAUUAUCAAUAACAAAAAGAAGGAGAUAAUUGCAAGUAAAAUAAAAAUGAGUCAAGGUAAAAAGAUUACAAAAUCAGGAAAUUCCAAAUUAAAAAAACUGACCCUAGCAUUAACGCACUUGGUAAGUCUCAUCCCAUAUACUACGAAUAAAAGUAUAUUGUUAGAUUGUAAAAGGAAAAACAAUUCACUGUAAGAAUUAGUGCUUAUAGAGAUUUUAUUCAAGCCAUUAACUUUUCAAAUAAGCUCUAUGUUUCGAUACCAGAAGAGAAAUAAAAUCAUCCCAUUUAUAAAGCUUAUGUAGGAAAAGGUAACAACUAGAUGCUCAUUCGCAUGGUGAUUAAAUAGAGAUGGUGGUGGAUAGUUACUGAUUAGAAAGAAGAUGCAAAUAUAAAUUUAGUAUGGACUUAGCUCAGAAAGAAUGAAAUUUUGCAAACAAUAAAAAGUUUGAAAUAAGAAUUAACUUAAGCUAGAAUAUAAAGACAGACAUCUUCUACUUCAAUUCUAGCUGCUCAACAAUCUCCUUCUAAUAACCUAAAUUAGUAGCCCUAGAUUUUUUCACCUUCGAAUAGCUAAACAUCAUUCACUCAAUAAUUCUAAACUUUAGCUUAAUAAACAAGCACGUAAUCUCUCUUUGGUUCUUAAAGCGAAAGUACAACAGAUGAAAGCACAAUAAUUUCUGCUUCAAAUCUCAAUUUGCAAUCAAAUUCAAAACAAGUUGUAAAGUUGGGUAGAUAAGCAUAAUUCCUAAAAAAACUUACAAAUUAAUCAGAUUUUUAAGCUCUUAAUAACCUUUUUUCGAAUAGAAAUGGCAAAAAAUUUGAUUAAACAGCUUUCUCAAACAUUUAAGUCAUGAGCAGCCUAAUAAGAGAGUAAGAAUGCAAAUAAAUUAAAGAGCCAGUCUAACUUAAAAUCCAUAAUCAUCUUUAAGAUAACUUUCACUUAAGUAAUAAAAAGGCUCUUUUUUACAACAUGCGUAGCUAUUAUGAAUCCAAUCAAUAAAACCCAUUUGAUUAUAUUCCUCUUACUUUUCAUAUCUAAGAAGGUAAAAAAGAUAAGGAAUACUCAAAAUUUGUAGCUCAUUUCAAUUAUCUAAAAGAGCUUGCUAGUAACAAUUCUAACAAUCAAAAUAGCACAGCAAAGAAAGAAUAAAAUAUUUGGAUUGUUAAACCUGGAGAAAUAACAAACAGAGGAUCAGGCAUUAAAGUAUUAUCUGAUCUUGAUUAAAUAGAAUAAAUAGUUGAGUCUAAUGAGUUCCAUAAAACAGGAAUGAGAAAAACAUUUAUUAUUUAAAAAUAUAUUGAAUAUCCUUUACUCUACUUUAAAAGAAAAUUUGAUAUACGUUGUUACUAUCUCUUGACUACAACUAAUGGGUAUCUGAAAGGUUACUGGUAUUAAGAUGGAUAUAUAAGAACUGCAUCAAAAGAAUUUACAACUAAAAAUCUAGGUAAAAUGAUACAUUUAACGAAUGAUGCAGUCCAAAAGAAAGAUGACUAAUAUGGAAAAUAUGAAAAAGGAAAUAAAGUUAGCUAUGACGAGUUAGAUAAAUACAUAACUUCUUUACAACCAGAAAAAGACUUUUAUAAUUCAAUAUUGCCUCAAAUGAAAGAAAUAGCUAGGGAUACAAUGAAAGCAGUAUAUGGUAAGAUAGAUCCUGAUAAAAAAGAAACAACUUUUGAAGUAUUUGGACUUGAUUUUAUGAUUGAUGAAAACUUAAAAGUUUGGUUGAUUGAAGUAAAUACAAAUCCAGCUUUAGAUAUUUGUUGUCCUCUCUUAUCAAAAAUUAUUCCUUAGAUGAUUGAAAAUACAUUUAGGAUUGCUAUUGAUCCGCUAUUCCCUCCACCUGCAUUUAGCAAUCACAAGAAUUUUAAUUUUGACAACAUAUUAGAGAACAAUAAAUACGAGCUUGUAUUUGAUGAAGUUGAAGAUUCAAAAUUAAUAAAGAUGACAGGAAAAGAUACAAAUUUAAAUUGGUAAAUGAUUGAAGAAGAAUUAGAUGAAGAUGAAGAAGACAUAAUUCCCGAAUGA
This is a messenger RNA of Tetrahymena thermophila SB210, 3531 nucleotides long. RefSeq names its product tubulin-tyrosine ligase family protein. Gene Ontology annotation, biological process: protein modification process. NCBI's taxonomy places the organism in Eukaryota, Ciliophora, Oligohymenophorea, Hymenostomatida, Tetrahymenidae. The transcript is spliced from 11 exons. The record is from RefSeq and is a predicted model, not a curated record.